UCACAAGUAAGCGUGUCAAGUAUUGCUGUGAAAUCGAAAUCUCCGGUUUAAUUAUAAUUUUCGGAUCUAGCAAUAAUUUAGUAGGUAUUUUACUCUUGCUUGGUUCUGAAAUUUGUUUCAUAAAAACAUUCCGAGCAUGGAUGUGGGAGAACUUUUGUCGUUCAAGCCCGAACAAACGCCGAAACGAACUUCAGAUUUCGAUUCUGAUGAAGACUCACCGGAAAGACGUCCGGUUGCAACAGCCGCUCCUCCGCCGAAAGUAAAACGCGAAGAACAAACCUCGAACGUAAGAGCCAAAGCGCAGGUUCCACAAAAGGAACCGCAGAUUAGUGAACAAGAACGGUUGGACAUACUAAAAUUUGUCGAAUCAGAAGAGCCUGAAGGCGAGGUUCUUGAUGAAGCGGGAUUGAAAAAGAUAUUAUUGCUGUUUGAGAAACGUGUGCUUAAAAAUCAAGAAAUGAGAAUUAAAUUUCCGGAAAAUCCAGAAAAGUUCAUGGAGAGUGAAAUCGAAUUGAACGAUGUAAUACAAGAAUUACGCUCGGUGGCAACCGUUCCGGAUCUCUAUCCUCUUCUAGUGGACCUUAGUGGGGUGUCUAGCUUACUGGAACUACUUUCCCAUCAAAAUACCGAUAUUAGCGUGGCUGUAGUUGAUUUAAUUCAAGAACUAACUGAUGUAGAUAUUUUGCAUGAGAGUAUGGACGGUGCAGAAACACUAAUUGAAGCACUUCGUAAUCAGCAAGCUGCCGGGCUGUUAGUACAGAAUCUAGAGAGACUGGAUGAAACAGUUAAAGAAGAAGCUGACGGGGUUCAUAAUACACUGGCGAUUUUUGAAAAUUUGAUGGAAAUAAAGUCCGAAAUCGCUAAAGAAAUAGCCGAACAGGGUCUGUUCCUAUGGAUUUUUAAGCGAUUGCGAGCAAAAAUGCCGUUUGAUACAAACAAACUAUACUGUAGCGAAAUCUUAUCUAUUUUAUUGCAAGAUACCCAUGAAAAUAGAAAACUUCUAGGGAAUUUAGACGGUAUAGACGUUCUAUUGCAGCAACUUGCGGCUUACAAACGUCACGAUCCUUCGUCCACCGAAGAACAAGAGUUUAUGGAAAAUCUUUUCAACAGUCUUUGUUCAGCUCUGAUGGCCACCGAAAACCGAGAAAAGUUUCUCAAAGGCGAAGGAUUGCAAUUGAUGAAUUUGAUGUUGCGCGAGAAAAAACUAUCCAGAAAUGGAUCACUCAAAGUGCUUGAUCAUGCCAUGUCUGGGCCAGACGGGCGUGACAACUGCAACAAAUUUGUCGACAUCUUGGGCUUACGAACUAUAUUUCCUCUUUUUAUGAAAACUCCGAAGCGUAAUAAAAAACGAUUACUUAGUACAGACGAACACGAGGAGCACGUUGUGUCCAUUGUGGCCAGUAUGCUAAGAAAUUGUAAGGGCGCACAAAGGCAACGUAUGCUCACCAAAUUUACCGAAAACGAUUUUGAGAAGGUUGAAAGGUUGAUGGAGCUACAUUUCAAAUAUCUAGAAAAGGUUGAGCUUGUGGAUCAGGAAAUUGACCAACAAAUUACUGCCAGAGAGUUGGAGGAAGACGAAGAUGUGAUCUAUAUAAAACGACUGUCUGGGGGCUUAUUCACGCUUCAACUUAUCGAUUACAUUAUCCUGGAGAUUAGCUCUACCGACGUCGUUAAACAGCGCGUUUUGCAAAUAUUGAAUUUGCGCAAUGCCUCAAUGAAGACCAUCCGUCACGUUAUGCGAGAGUAUGCAGGCAAUCUAGGGGAUGCCGGUGAUUCCGACUGGCGCGAACAGGAACAGGCACACAUUAUUCAGCUAGUGGACAGGUUCUAGUUAGGUAGGCUAAAAUCUAAAAUAAAAAAUGUUAUCCACCUUAUAA
Messenger RNA from Malaya genurostris, 1877 nucleotides. Its product is annotated as beta-catenin-like protein 1. Lineage: Eukaryota; Metazoa; Arthropoda; Insecta; Diptera; Culicidae. The coding region runs from base 137 to 1831 and encodes 564 amino acids. The transcript has 4 exons. The record is from RefSeq and is a predicted model, not a curated record. Gene Ontology annotation, cellular component: spliceosomal complex.